GUUGGAUUUGCGAUUUGACAGAAACUGAGUCGUGAUCAUCCGGUCGAGCCGUGGGUGGAUAGCCUUCCCUAUUUACCAUCCCCUCCGCCGAGAUUAUUGUCAGCUCGCUGAGUGGCUACAUGGACGACUGUUGUUCGCCGUUUUGGGGAUAACGUCUCUGGCUUGUUUCUCGACGUGUGUGUGCGGCUCGGACACCGGGGAUAUCUCCUAACCGUUUGGCCGACCGAGCGUCGCUUUCCCAGGCUAAGCUAACAGCAGCACGGCGUAACGGGUGGGGGUGGAUUUCUACAUUUCUUUCGGCCCUCGGGAAGCGAAUAUAAAUAAUGUCUCGGUAGUGUUUUGUGGGACAAUGACAAGCGCUGGAGGCAGAUCUAAUGGAGACGAGCUAGAAGAGGAGAAAUAUCAGCGGAUGAGUAUCGGUUGAACGAUCUAUAAAGAGGUGAAAAGUAGUUCAGCUUGGCGAAGCUAGUCGGUUAGCUACGUUGAUCGAGGAAGUUGACUAGCCACCUUGCUAACUCGGCGACAAAUGUAUUACUGGACCAAGGGUCGCCUCAAACGUUAUUAGUCGAUUUAAAGAGACACAAAACAGGCUGGUGAUGCUGAUUUUUAAAACUGGCGUGUACAAAGACAAAUAGUGCGAUUUUAACCAAAACUAGCUAACGUCAAUUGGCUUACCGUUAGCUAGUGAGUCGGAGCUUGUAAACAAAGAGUCCCGAGCUCCACCUGUCCUCAGCAACGUUACACAUCGGGUUACACUUAACCGACUGUUUCACGUACAUCGUUGCCUUUUUAUUAGCAUUGAACCAACUCUCAGAGAUGGAUUUAAAGACAGCAGUGUUUAACGCAGCAAGGGACGGUAAACUCCGGCUGCUUCAGAAACUGUUAGAGAACAAAGAUGGACACGAGGUGACCAAGUUGAUGGGCGAGAAGACAAACGGGGCCACCCCGCUCCUGAUGGCGUCCAGGUACGGCCACCUGGACCUGGUAGAGUAUCUGCUGGAGUGCUGCAGCGCUCCCGUUGAGGUCGGUGGGUCCGUGAACUUUGACGGGGAGACCAUCGAGGGAGCGCCUCCCCUUUGGGCAGCUUCUGCGGCGGGUCACCUGAAGGUGGUCCAGUCCUUGCUGGGCCACGGAGCAUCUGUGAACAGCACCACCCUGACCAACUCUACACCACUGAGGGCAGCUUGCUUUGACGGCCACCUGGACAUUGUGAAAUACCUGGUGGAGCACAAAGCUGACCUGGAGGUGGCCAACAGACACGGCCACACGUGUCUCAUGAUUUCCUGCUACAAAGGACACAAGGAGAUAGCACAGUAUCUCUUGGAGAGAGGCGCAGACGUCAACAGGAAAAGUGUAAAAGGUGAGGGGGCGGCAGACAAACAGCUAUCAGCAACAAAUGACAUACAGUAG
Molecule: messenger RNA, 1410 nt
Organism: Plectropomus leopardus (leopard coralgrouper)
Lineage: Eukaryota; Metazoa; Chordata; Actinopteri; Perciformes; Serranidae
Source: RefSeq, a predicted model, not a curated record